Molecule: messenger RNA, 938 nt
Organism: Rhincodon typus (whale shark)
Lineage: Eukaryota; Metazoa; Chordata; Chondrichthyes; Orectolobiformes; Rhincodontidae
Product: homeobox protein SIX4-like
Exons: 1
Coding region: 198-938 (246 amino acids)
Biological process (GO): regulation of transcription by RNA polymerase II
Cellular component (GO): transcription regulator complex; nucleus
Molecular function (GO): DNA-binding transcription factor activity, RNA polymerase II-specific; RNA polymerase II cis-regulatory region sequence-specific DNA binding
Source: RefSeq, a predicted model, not a curated record
GACCCGAAUCUGCUACAGACUGGGUCGCCGUCACGUUGAAAACACACAGAGCCAUCCCGGGAGAUAGCUUUCUGCAUGAGGGGUAAAAACCUUGAUCGGCAGGAUCCAGCCGAAAAGACAAGUCUUUGGGCCACAAGGAGCAGAAAGAGGAAGGGAAGGGGAGGGGAGGGGGGAAAUUGGGAGAAAAAAAGAGAAACAUGUCUUCCGCUUCAAACGAAAUCACGAAUACAAUUGAGAUUAAAGAAGAAAACGACAGCUUGCAACCAAAGAUCAACAACACACUGGGUUCUCCAGCCACUCUGGAGCCUGAAGUGAGUGCACUUUCUACAAGCCCGGAGAUUUCCGAUCAGGUACCCGUGGAAUUGUUGACCAACCCCGCCGCGGCGCUGACUUUUUCGCCGGAGCAAGUGGCGUGUGUGUGCGAGGCUUUGCAACAAGGAGGGAACCUGGAUCGCUUAGCCCAGUUCUUGUGGUCCCUGCCUCCCAGCGAUCUGCUACGUGGCAACGAAAGCAUCCUGAAAGCUCGGGCUCUGGUGGCUUUCCACCAGAGUCGCUACAAAGAGCUGUACAGCAUUCUGGAGAGUCAUAACUUCGACUCGUCCUGCCACACUUCGCUGCAGGAUCUGUGGUACAAAGCCCGGUACACAGAAGCCGAGAAAGUCCGCGGCCGGCCCCUGGGGGCUGUGGAUAAGUACAGGCUGCGGAGGAAAUUCCCCUUGCCCAGGACCAUAUGGGACGGCGAGGAGAGGGUCUACUGCUUCAAGGAGAAAUCGCGGAACGCGCUCAAAGAGUUGUACAAGCAGAAUCGCUACCCAUCGCCGGCCGAGAAGCGGAAUCUGGCCAAGAUCACAGGGCUUUCCCUCACCCAGGUCAGCAACUGGUUCAAAAACAGGCGCCAGCGAGACCGCAAUCCAUCGGAAAACCAGUCGAAAAGGUGA